Molecule: messenger RNA, 1774 nt
Organism: Ectocarpus siliculosus
Lineage: Eukaryota; Phaeophyceae; Ectocarpales; Ectocarpaceae
Source: the annotation of a GenBank genome assembly
AUGUCGACAGCCCCCGCAGCGGUAACGCUCGGCAUCAACAACUGGAACUCCCCUGAAGCGUCAACCCACAAACACAGCACCCUGGCCCUCCGUGCUCCGCGCCUGUCUGGUUUACGUCUGCUUCACAAGGACACGAUGUCACAGCUCCUGCUUGUGCUAGUGCUCUCUGCGGUGGGAUUCCCUUCGAUGGAGUCGUUCCUGAUAACACCCACAACGAGCGCCGCUUGGUUAGAUCCGCGGCCUGCGUCGCAUCAGCAGCGGCGAAGAUCAAGCAGUGCGAUUUUUCCAUCACCGCGCAGCAGAUGCAGUAGAAAGGAGCGGCCUACAUGCUCCCGCGCAACAACACCACCCCCACUGAGCGCCACCACACCAGACGCAACGGAAGGGCCGAGCCAACAGCAGCAGCGACCGAAGCAAUCGGUUCGGAGAAAAACGAAACGCCGGCCUAGACAGCACGUCCCAGUAGACGACGUCGACUCACCCUCCUCGGAGGUCGGCGGCGAGAUAGGGGCGGGGUUUGUCGGAGAUCCGUUCGUAGACCUGAUCGCGCCGACGGAGUACGCCGCCUCCGAUGCCUCGGGCGAUUCCUCGCGCGACUCAACGCCGUUGCCGCCAUCGCCUGCGGGGGGAGCGACGCCGCCGCUGCCGGAGCCGACGACCAGGGACCGGCAGAGAUUCGAGAGGAUCAUGGAGGAGGUGCUGGAGGAGGAGAAGGAGGAGGAGCUCCCCGCCAUCCUCUCCAGGCACGUCGACUUCCUGCUGUCGGUGGACGUCACCGCCCUGACCAACGACCUCAUAAGGCAAGAGCCCACGCUGACCCGCGUGAACACUCUCCGCAAUGCCUACGAGUUCAUCGUGUCGUUCCUCGAGAGCAUGGUCGAGUCCACCGUCGACGUGCAGAAGGAGAACCAGACGUUGCUCAGGUUGAUAAUCGAAGCGGCCAAGACAAGUCCCGAAGUGUUCGACAAGAGAAUGAAGAACCUGCAGGACCGCUUUACGUUCGAGUUCGUCAAGUACUUGGACGGCGAGGUGGAGAGACUGGAAAAGGUGGAGAAAGACAUGGCGGAGAAGAAGAAGAAGAGGAAAGUGCCCGCGGAGAAGGAUGACAUGCCGAUGGGCGGCGACGGCAACGAGGUCCUGAACGUGAUCAGGAUAGUGCGGACGAGGGUGUGCGCGCAGCUGGACCUGAUGAUGGGCGAGGACGUGGCGGUGCUGACGCGGAUGCUGAGCUACGACGACCGGUUCAUGAUGCGGGCGGCGCUGCGGACCGUCCUCAGAGAUAAAUCGCCCAAGGAGAUCGCCGCGUUCGGCGCCCUAGUGUCGAAGACUCUCGAGGAUGUCGUCGCGCUCGGCAGCGGGGUUGACCCCGUGCUGCGGUCCAAGCUGUCCGACAUGUCGGAGGACAUCACGGCGGUGGGCAGGGACGUCGAGGAGAGGCAGAAGGACAAGAGGGAGCGAGAAGCGGGAGGAGCGUAGGUUGUCGUCGUUCUCAUUUCUUUCUUUUUUUUGGUGGCACACGACCAGUAACGCCUAGGAGAGGUUAGAAGGACAAGAGAGACGUGCUUUUGUUUGUUCUGCGGGCAAACAACAAGCAGCGGCAGAGAGUUGCGGACGUUCGUCACAGUAGCAGUGCAAGCUGCGGGCUCCCAUUGCCGGACCAACAGAACCGGUGAGUGCGUGGCAGACGAGAGAGGUUGACUCGUGUAAAUCACCACGCAGCUUGGAAAAUUACGCCGGCCCGUGGGUGCUAGUUGCGAAACUAGGGGGUUGAGGG